AUGUCUUUAAUCGAAAAUUAUGAUUCUGAUCAAUAUGAGCUUGAACAUUUUACGUAUAAUACUGAACAUAAAUCGCAGCCACUUGCCUCUAUCACGUCUAGUAUUAACAAUAGCGAAGAUCCAGCAACUUCCUCUAGAAAAAGACGUAGCAAGCUUUUUUCGGAAGGGCUAUUUGAGGAAAGGGAUCUUUCACUAGAACAUCCUAAAGCACAUACGCAUCGAGAAAUAGUAUGUCUUGUCUGUUCUGAAGAUAAAAGAAAAACAUGGUUAUGCAGAAAUGAUGAUUCCAAUACAACAAAUCUUUGGCAUCAUCUUGAACGCCACCAUCCAGACAGUGAUCCAAGAUCAAAAGAAGAACCAUCUGAAUUUACACAAUUAGCUUUUAAAAAGCUACUCAAUAAAUGGAUAGUCUUAGAUAAUCAGCCAUUUACGACUGUUGAAAAUAAACACUUUCGACAAAUGAUAAAGCU
Messenger RNA from Racocetra persica, 470 nucleotides. The record is from the annotation of a GenBank genome assembly. Lineage: Eukaryota; Fungi; Glomeromycota; Glomeromycetes; Diversisporales; Gigasporaceae.